This is a messenger RNA of Vicugna pacos (alpaca), 963 nucleotides long. Its product is annotated as olfactory receptor 10V1-like. Gene Ontology annotation, biological process: G protein-coupled receptor signaling pathway. The record is from RefSeq and is a predicted model, not a curated record. Gene Ontology annotation, molecular function: G protein-coupled receptor activity; olfactory receptor activity. Gene Ontology annotation, cellular component: membrane. Lineage: Eukaryota; Metazoa; Chordata; Mammalia; Artiodactyla; Camelidae.
AUGGAAGAGCAAAACCAGACGGGAGCGGUGUGCUUCCACUUCCGCCCCUUCUCAACAGACCCGACAGUGGCUUCCCUCAUAUUCGUGGCCUUCUUGCUGCUGUACUUAGGAAGCCUCACUGGGAACAUCACCAUUGGGCUCACAGUCUGGCGAGAUCCCUCUCUCCGCACCCCAAUGUACUUCUUCCUUUUUGCACUGGCCAUGCUGGAGAUUGCCCACGCCACCAACAUUGCUCCCCUGACUCUGGCUGGUGUCCUUUCCAUGGGGAAGCUGCUUCUCUCUCUCCCUGGCUGUGGGGCUCAGAUGUUCUUCUUCAUCCUUCUCGGAGGAUCUGACUGUGUCUUGCUUGCUGUCAUGGCCUAUGACAGGUACGUGGCCAUCUGUCAUCCACUGCAUUACAGCCGCAUCAUGAGCUGGCAGCUCUGUGGGAGGAUGACUUUAGGUUCUUUUGGGCUGGGAUUCCUGUUGGCAUUGCCUUUGACCAUUCUGAUCUGCCACCUUCCAUUCUGUGGCCACAACGAAAUCUACCACUUCUUCUGUGACAUGCCUGCAGUUAUACGCCUGGCCUGUGCAGACACUCGCGUGCAUGAGGCAGCCCUCUAUGUCAUCGGUGUGGCCGCUGUGGCCAUCUCCUUCCUCCUUAUCUGCGUCUCCUAUGGCUGCAUCGUGGCCACCAUCAUGAGGAUGAACUCAGCCUCGGGAAAGCGCCGGGCCUUCUCCACUUGUUCCUCCCACAUCAUGGUGGUUCUCUUGCAGUAUGGAUGUUGCACCCUCAUCUACCUUCGCCCCAGCUCCAGCUACUCCCCAGAAGAGGGCCGGGCAUUGUCUGUUGUCUACACCUUUUUCUCACCAGUGCUGAACCCUUUGAUCUACAGCAUAAGGAAUCAAGAAGUGACCGAUGCAGUGAGGAGACUCGUGGCAGGAAUGUGUUGGUUCAGGGAGCCAGAACUAUUCCUUCCUUGA